GCUCCCCUUCCCCCUCCCCCACCACCUCACCUUCCUCCUCAACUACCACUUCAUUUUUCUUCUUCUCUUGUCUCUCUGUCUACACAAACAGACACCAACACAAGAGUUUGCAAGAGGCCAUCCAUCAUCAUAUUAGUUGACUGCAUACAUCCCAUUCCCAAGCUAGCUAGCCAGACAAAACAAGAGAGAUAGCUUGCUAGCAUGUUCAUGGCGCAGGAAGAGGCCGGACUGGCCCUGGGCCUCUCCCUCGGCCUCGGCGCCGGGCACCACCACCACCACCUGCUUCAGCAGAAAGAAGCGGCGCCUCUGGAGCCGUGCCUGUCCCUGAGCCUGGCCGGCGCCGGCGCGGUGAAGAGAGAGGAGGAGGAGGAUGAGGAGAGGGCCCUGAUCUACUGCUCGUCGGCGGCGGACGACCACAUCGAGGGGUACAACAGCAGCAGCGGCGGCAGCCGGAAGAAGCUGAGGCUCACCAAGGAGCAGACGGCGCUCCUGGAGGGUCACUUCAAGGAGCAGAGCACCCUCAGCCAUAAGCAGAAGGCGUCUUUGGCAAGGCAGCUCAGCCUCAGGCCAAGGCAGGUUGAGGUUUGGUUCCAGAACAGAAGAGCCAGGACCAAGCUGAAGCAAACCGAGGUGGACUGCGAGCUGCUCAAGCGCUGCUGCGAGACGCUCACGGAGGAGAACCGCCGCCUCCACCGCGAGCUCCAGCACCUCCGCGCCCUGCACCACCACCAACACCACCACCACCACCCAGCCGCUGCUUUCUUCAUCCCGUCCGCCGCCACGGUGGCCUCCGUUUGCCCUUCCUGCCCCGGUGCACCGCCUGCCCACGCCGCCGAUCGCCCCGCCACCAAACGCAGCUUCUUUGCCACCAAAUCUGCAGCCUGCUAGCUAUAACUCCACGCACACAUAAUACACACCCAUAAUUUGAGCUAAUCAUCAUUGGCUCAUCACCACAUCGAUUAACUACUGUAUAUAGAUAUUAAUUUCAUCCCAUCCCAUCCACUUCAUCUGGUUAGCUUCGUUUUUUUUCCAAGUUAAUCAAAGGAGGAUGGAUGGAGUAGCGUGCAUUUUCUUUUACAUUUCUUUAGAAAAUGGAAGCUCUUUUAUCCCGGGCCUCUCCACCAAAGAUGCAUACACAUGCAUGCAUUUAGGAAAAUGGUUUAAUUAAUUAUGGUGUAUAAGUUGUUGGUGUGUUGUGUAGAUAGCAAACCUAGGUUUGGUUAUUUCUGAUCGUCACUGGUGAAUUUUAUUACCAGGAGACAAUCAUGAUGUCGAUGACGUGACACGGUGUCACCUUAUACAUCCUGGUUUGUUCGGAUGUAUAAUAGAUUGUAUGCAUUCUUAAUCAUCAUAUGGUGUAAUAUCAAUUUUUUUCUGAUGAUGUACAUGUAUGUAUUGACUUAUUUAAGAAAUGAUAAUUUAUGCGUGCUCGAGACAUGAACU
Molecule: messenger RNA, 1443 nt
Organism: Triticum aestivum (bread wheat)
Lineage: Eukaryota; Viridiplantae; Streptophyta; Magnoliopsida; Poales; Poaceae
Product: homeobox-leucine zipper protein HOX15
Exons: 3
Coding region: 202-888 (228 amino acids)
Biological process (GO): regulation of DNA-templated transcription
Molecular function (GO): DNA-binding transcription factor activity, RNA polymerase II-specific; sequence-specific DNA binding
Source: RefSeq, a predicted model, not a curated record